AUGAGCUUUUCAAUCGUACAGGGCCUAAAAGACGAAUGGCUUAACAAACUAAAGACGAAAGCAAACCGCAAAGUAUGCAUUUACUACAAGAAAGAGCAUAGGAAAAGCAUUGUAUAUUUCCAAUGCGGUUAUAAACUGGCAAUCGGUGGGCACCGAGAUGACGAUCAUGUUCUUAUCGUGCAGAAGAGCGAUUUUGCAGACAAAACCUGUUUUACAUUCUUUUUGUCGAACGAGAAUGUGCCAAGAAACUUCAACAAAAUACCUAAAAAAUACGCCAAUCACCUUUUGAUCACGCAGUACUACGAGAAGCCGUGCGCACUGAACUACGUUGUUAGUCCAUGCAAUUACACUCCUCUUGUAAAGAAAUAAUAAAAAAUAAUAAAUAAUAAAGAAGGUGAAAAAACGUGUAAUGGAAUUUAAUUGAGAGGGUAAGCAUUGAUUGCCUAUAUUUUAAGGAACGGUGAUCAAAAGAUUUUUACUUUAAUUACAUCCAUCCACAUGCUUCCACAGCACACCGCUACGCUUAUCACCUUAGACUGUGCAUCGAUGCUUGACGCAGAAGGGAUCUUCAACGGAAAAGAGCGCAUUUUGUGAACAAUUCGUUUGAACUGUAGGAAUGGGU
Molecule: messenger RNA, 622 nt
Organism: Vavraia culicis subsp. floridensis
Lineage: Eukaryota; Fungi; Microsporidia; Pleistophoridae
Exons: 1
Coding region: 1-369 (122 amino acids)
Source: RefSeq, a predicted model, not a curated record